AUGGCUAAUACUAGACCGAAAAAAUAUCAAACUUUAACAGAGGUCUAUUUAACAUGGGCAAACUUCCAUUUGGCUAAUCGUGAUCUAAAGAUCAAAAAGAUCCAACAUGACUUUUGCGAUGGAAUUUUAUUAUGUCAUUUGAUUGAAUUGACAUCCAAUCAUCAAUUAUUGCAUAAAGUCCAGCAAUCACAAUCAGUCAUGUCUCAAAUUAAUAAUGUCGCUAUAUUAUUGGAGUUUAUGAAAAAUUGUGGAAUCAAAUUAACCACAAAACCUGAAGACAUUGUUAAAGGUGAUAUUAGAUCCAUUUUAAGCAUAUUAUGGGCAAUAUUUAUCCAUUUUGAUGUCCAUGGAAACGAUUCUACGACUUACUUACGCACAACAGCCCAGGCCAUGAAAAAAUUAACCAAGUGGUGUCGCGAUCAGUUAAAUAUAACGGAUAAAUUGGAUAUGAAGAGAACACCAUUCGUAAAAUGUUAUCAAGACGGGAAACUUUUAGCUGGAGUGAUUCAAAAAUAUUGUAAACUACCAUCGUCUACGGCCGAUUCUUAUGGUGGUUCGCCGAAUGAUAAAUUGCGCCAUUUUACCAGCGUAAUAGAAGCUGCUGAAAAUCAACUGGGGAUACCUAAUAAUUUAAUUCGACCCAGUGAUAUUCUCCAAGGAAAGGCUGACGAACAUAUCCUACUUAUUUUCUUAGCAUUGCUAAAACACCGGGUGGAAGAAGAUAACUUAACGAAGGAAAAACAAGUAAAAGACUCCAUAGCUGAAGGACGCAAUAAAUAUGAAAUAAAAACAAGAAAUAACUCAUCAUGGACGGAACUAAACCAUCUCACUAAGCCUCUACGUAAUCAACUAAAAACGACAUCAGCUCCAUCCAAAGUUAAAAUGAACGACAUUAAUAAAGAUGAAGUCACUAGUGAAGCUCUAAAGACUCUACAUCAGCGUAUUCACUUCUAUAAAGAUGCUCGACUUGAAACUUUUCAAAAAUCAAAUCAGGAUAGUCAUAGCAAGCCAUAUGGUGAGCGAACUCCAAUGUCAGAGCCAGCUCAAGCUGUAAAAUCAGCAGAUAAUAAUGAUGAUGAACAGGCUCUAGCUUCAAAGAUAAAUGGACAUGCUAAUCAACUUUCGCAGUAUCAAAAUAUGGCUGAUUCAAAAGUCGAUUCUUCCUAUCCUCUAUUGAAUCGAGUUGGACAGGAUGGCUCGAAUGAACCCAAUGGAACUUCUACAUUACAUGAUAGUCAUCAUGAUAGCCGUUAUUUAAUUGAAAAUGAAAGCCGAAAAGUCCAACAAGAAUUGGAAAAACUAGAGAAACAAUUGCAUGCCAGUAAGCAACGUUUUAAUCAACCAGAUAGCGUUACAGAAUUAUUAAUAUCAUCCCAAGAACUCGAUUUAGAAUUGAAUGAUCGUAUACAAAAUCAUCAACUUUAUGAGAAUAAUGUUGAAGUAAAACCGGUCGAUAAUCGACAACAUUUAGAAUCAACUGCUAUUAUAGAAAACAACACUUCCAUCGGCUACGAUAAACUUCAACCUCUAUCGACAUUAAAUCAAUAUCAUGGUAAAUUAGAAUUGCAACACCAAUUUGAUGAGCAACAGAUUGAAUUAAUCAAGGUAAAAAAAGAGAAAGAGGAUUGGAUUGCUAAGCAAUCGCAAUUAGAACAACGGAUACAACGAUUAAAUCAACAAUUAGGUAGUGAAAAAGAAAUUCAGUUGGAGUUGGGAAAACAAAAUAUCCUACUUAAAGAGAAAUUGAUUAAACUAGAAGAAAAUUUACAACGUUGUACGCAACAAAAUCGUCAAAAUCAAGACUUUGAAGUCGAUAAAAUACGCGAUGAAUGGGAAAUGAUGAAGAAAAAUAAAGACUUUUAUGAAGAUCAAAUUCAACGGUUAGUCCGUGAAAAUACGAUCUUACAGACAAAGUUGGACGAUUUCCAUGUUGUUAAGCAAGAAUUAAUGGAAGUUCAGCAAGAUUUUAAGGUAACUAUAACAGAUAAAAUGGCUAAAUUACAGCAAGAGAAUGAUCAAUUAAGGGAAGCAUUGCAUGAAGUAGAAAGUUUACGCCAUGAAGGGAUGCAAUUUAAGGUUCAAUUAAAUGAGAUAUUACAGGAAAAUAAUCAAUUACAUCAACAAUUAGAUAGUGCUGAACAAAUGCAAUCCUAUGUAUCGCAAAUUAAAGAUGAAUUAGAUCAGUUAGAAUUGGAGAACGGCCAAUUACACCGAAAGAAUCAACUUUUAUUCGAUCAUCAAAACGAUGGUGAAAACAACGUUGCUCCAAUACAAUCAUCAACAGUAGCGACUACAUUGGAUCCUAAUUUAAAUCAUCAAGAUUUGGAACCUACGGAUAGCCUCCCUUCAUCACCUGUAAAUCAUUCUCAUUUAGUUAACGGCCAAGGAAAUGAUGAUAAUCAUUUCAAUCAAACAUUGGAUACGGAUCUAUCUACCUUGUCAAGAGAAUCCACCAAGUUGAAAGAAAUUGAAAUUCGUCUCGAUGACUUAAGGCGAGAGAAUAAAUUAUUAUCCGGUAGUUUAAGAGAUACCGAAGUUGCAUUCCAUUCGUUAACCAACAGUUUUAAUAUGGAUGACCAAGCUCCUAGCAAUGCUAUAGGACCAUCAUCAACGACAACACAAGAUACUUAUCAAGCUGCAAACUUGCAUUUACCGAUGGUAGAAAAACAUGAUCCUGCUCCAUCAUCGAUCAUGACAGCGAAAAUAGAAGAGAGCGAAAUGAACUCCAUCACCAACGGAAAUGAUCCUGUUAGGACAACCCAUGUCGAAUAUUUCUCUAGCCAACAGUAUCAUCAUAAUCCAUUUAUAAGUAUCAAGAACGAUAAUCAUCAUCUUCAUAACCGAGAUAUCAGUCAUGCUAAUUUUAAUGAAGGUAAGAACACGCUUCCUGAUGGAAAAGGAAGUCUCAGCGAGAAAUCAGUAGAAUAUAAUUCUAAUCAAUAUGGGAAUCCAUUUUUAAACACACAUGCUAACGGCUAUCGUGAUAACCAAAGUCAUCAGGACGAUUCUAUAACGAAGAAUGAUCAUCUACUCAAUAUGGGUGAAAAUCAGGAGGCAAUAGCAACGAAUCCAACCUCUGUAGUCCAAUCGCAUGCCAAUUAUGAUUCUGGUCAUUUUUCAGCCAGUUAUAACGGCCAUAGGACGAAUACUAUUCAUGGAAAUCGAUCUCUAGGCAGAGAUAGAGAGGAUUAUAAUCAUCAACCUAAUAUGGAUGUCAUAAAACAGCCAACCAAUCAUUCUUUACCAUCGACUCUAAAUCAUGAAUAUCGAUUAGCUAAAAUGCCUGGAAAUGAUUUACAACCUGCUAAGAAUAAAUCUACCGUGAUAACAACAACGACGACAUCGAAUGGUAGUUUUGAUCGUGAAGAAGUAGCCAAACAACCAUUCCGAAUGGAGAUUAAAGUUCAGCAAGAGAAAUCUAAUGGCGAUGUCUACGGUGGAUCAUGCACUAGCUCCUUCAAUAACGAGAAUGUUAGCAGCCGCAUUAGCGUUUUUAGCGAGGAUAGUUAUAUGGAAUUUGCAACUACUACACGCAAUCAAGGUAAAGGCAUACCUGCUGGCCAUCAUCCUCGAAGCGCAAUACCCUCUCACCAGCCACAGCAAGGUCGUGAUAGAAAGUACAUGGAUAAUUACUAUAAUCAUGGUCAUGACAGCUUUGAUAGUAUCCUAACUGAUGCCAAACUCUAA
Molecule: messenger RNA, 3687 nt
Organism: Trichoplax adhaerens
Lineage: Eukaryota; Metazoa; Placozoa; Uniplacotomia; Trichoplacea; Trichoplacidae
Exons: 14
Coding region: 1-3687 (1228 amino acids)
Biological process (GO): substrate adhesion-dependent cell spreading; establishment or maintenance of cell polarity; actin cytoskeleton organization
Cellular component (GO): cytoplasm; actin cytoskeleton; focal adhesion
Molecular function (GO): actin binding
Source: RefSeq, a predicted model, not a curated record